GUCAUAAUACCCCUGCUUCUCGGAAAUCUCCAUUUCCGCGGGAGGAGAAAAUAAUAAUGGAGUUCCAAUAUCCCUCCCCUGCCGCCAUAACAAUCCUCUCAACAUUCUGCUUCUUGUUCUUCAUCCUUCUCCUCCUCCGCCACCAAACCAAGAACGACAACAAGAAACACAAGUUCCCGCCGGGGAGGCGAGGGUGGCCGGUGAUCGGCGACAGCUUCAGCUGGUACAAUGCGGUGGCGGGCUCCCACCCUCCGGCGUUCGUGGAGCGGCAGGUUUCGCGGUUCGGUAAAAUCUUCUCCUGCAGCCUGUUCGGGCGGUGGGCCGUUGUGUCGGCCGACCCCGGGUUCAACCGGCUCGUGCUGCUCAACGAAGGCCGGCUGUUCAAGUCCAGCUACCCGAAGUCGUUCCGAGAUCUGGUCGGAGAGAACGGCGUCGUCAUCGCUCAGGGCGAGCAGCAGAGGAAGCUCCACGGGAUUGCUUCCAGCAUGAUGCGUGUGGAGAAGAAGAAGCUCGAUUCGGUUCUCUUGGAGGAGAUUCAGUCGGUGGUGAUUCGGACUCUCGUUCGGCUCGACGAGGGCCCGGUGGUUUGCCUGCAAGAUGUUUGUAGAAAGGUGGCUAUCAAUCUGAUGGUGAAUCAACUGUUCGGCAUAUCGACGGAGGAAGAAGUGAAUGAAAUGGCGGAGCUGUUCUCAGUUUUUGUUGAUGGCUGUCUCUCCGUUCCUGUCAAUAUCCCUGGUUUUGCUUACCACAGUGGAAUGAAGGCGCGGGAAAAAAUCACAAGCAAGAUCAACAAGAUAGUGGAGAAAAGCAGAGAAGCGAAAAGGGAGAAUGAGAGUGAGACAGGGACUGGUUUGCUGGGGAGGGUAUUGAGAGAAGGAAGCAUAGAAGAUGAUGCAAUCUCUGACUUCAUAAUCAACCUUCUGUUCGCCGGAAACGAAACGACGGCCAAGACUAUGGUCGUCGCCGUUUACUUCCUCACUCGCUGCCCGAAAGCAAUGCAACAACUACUGGAGGAACAUGAUGGACUGAGAAGCAACGAGAUGCUCACUUGGGAAGAUUAUAAAGCCAUGCCCUUCACUCAGUGUGUGAUUGAUGAGACGCUUCGAAUUGGUGGAAUAGCAAUCUGGUUGUUUAGGGAGGCCAUAGAAGAUGUAGCAUAUGAAGAUUACAUUAUUCCAAAAGGAUGCUUGGUGGUUCCAUUUCUAGCGGCCGUUCACUUGGAUGAAAAUUUAUACGAGGGAGCAGUCAAUUUCAAUCCAUGGAGAUGGAUGGAUCCUCAAAACCAGGACAAGAGAAACUGGAGGAGUAGCCCAUGUUUCACUCCAUUUGGCGGAGGAGCUCGGUUUUGCCCAGGGGCAGAGUUGGCUCGUCUACAAAUUGCACUCUUCCUGCAUUACUUUGUCACCACUUACAGGUGGACUCAGGUUAAGGAAGAUAGGAUGUCAUUCUUCCCCUCUGCUCGUCUCGUCAACGGCUUCCAGAUUCGCUUGAGUCGAAGAAGACAGCAAGAAGAAGAAGAAUCCAAACUCGACUCACAACCCUAUUAAUUUUAAGGUCUCACGACAUCAUGUUUCCUUGGAAUACAAGAAAUUGGAGAAAUGAUG
Molecule: messenger RNA, 1604 nt
Organism: Linum trigynum
Lineage: Eukaryota; Viridiplantae; Streptophyta; Magnoliopsida; Malpighiales; Linaceae
Source: the annotation of a GenBank genome assembly